CUAAAACACAUCCCUGUUCAAUGUUUUGAAUCGUAAUCAACGUUAAUUCCUCCUCGAUAUAUCUAUUUUUUUCAGUUCAUCGUCAUCCUCAUCAUCCUCAUCUUCAUGAUAAAAUCAUUUCCACCUUGAAAAUUUGGGAGUCUGAGUGUUCAGCUAAUCAACAAACCAACACAAUUAAUUGAAACACAGCAACAACAUCAACAACAAACGAGUAACUUACCAAAUCCACGAUGAUGAACAGUUAAGAUAAUCUUAAUUUGAUUACAACAAUUAACUUUCCUUUUAAAUUGUUGAUGAAUUUUUCUUUUCUAAUUAUGAUCAGUUUUGUGAUAAUCUAAUUGUUAAUCAGUUUUUAAUUUUUGUUUCUUUUCACUUAUUGAUUGUUUGUCCAUUCAUAUUGGUUGUUGGUGUUGUUAUAUUUUAAUUCACUGUUAUCAUUAUAAUAGUUUAAUCAACUACAUUAAUUAACUACAAUUUAUAUAUACAUAAAUCUAAGUAUUAAUCAAAGGAAUCGAUAAGUUAAUUGUUAAUACCUGUUCAAAAAUUGGAUUAAUCUGUCAAUCAUUUUUAUCGUAAUUAAUAAAUUAAGUGUUAACUAAAUUUUCUGUCAGUUGAUUAACAAAUUUACACCCAAAUUAUUGAUUAAUUGUUUUCACGAGUUUUCUUAAUUGUCAGCUUACAAUUUAAAUGUUCUCAAGUUAAAUCAUCAACAACAAUCAUCGGAAUAUAUAUAGAUAAAAAAAAAUCAACAAUCAACUGAAAUUUGGUAAAUCAAAUGACAACUUAAAUCAACAAUCAAAUCAAGUUAAUUAUCAUCAAAUUUGGGUUAUAAUUAACUAACCCAACAUCAACAUCUACCUUUACAAUCAACAUUUGAAUAGACACAAUUAAAUAAAAGCCAAUCACUUAACGAUUGAUCAUCUUCAUUGUGUCAUGUUAUCAUUAGUUAGUCCAACAAUUAACUUAAUCACUUUGGUCUGUUUAAUUAAUUGUGUUGUUUGUAAUCAAGUUUUCACCAAUUCAUUUUAUGUAAAACUCAACGGUCCCUAUGGGUCAGAUGUGGCCCACUCUAUAGCUCAGAAACAUGGAUUUAUCAACUUAGGACCGCUUCUCAGUUCUCCCCAUGAGUUUCAUUUUAUCCACCGGGCAUUACCUCACACCAGAACGAAACGAAGUAUAUCUCAUACCAGGAAGCUUAAAAACGAUCCACAGGUAGAAUUAGCAGUUCAACAAUCAGGAUUUAAACGAGUUAAACGUGGUUAUCGCCAACUAAUCCUUGGUCCUGAACAUUUAUCACUUAAUCAAGAACCAAGUGAUCCCUAUUUUCCUUUCCAAUGGUAUCUGCGGAAUGUUGGACAAAAUGGAGGUAAACCCAAAUUGGACUUAAAUGUUGAAGCUGCUUGGGCCCAAGGCUAUACAGGGAAAAAUGUAACAACCGCCAUAAUGGAUGACGGAGUUGAUUACAUGCACCCAGAUCUCCGAGAAAACUAUAAUGCGAAAGCCAGUUAUGAUUUCAGCAGCAAUGAUCCUUACCCAUACCCUCGGUACACUGAUGACUGGUUCAACAGCCAUGGAACUCGUUGUGCUGGUGAAGUAUCAGCGAAACGAGACAAUGGAAUCUGUGGAGUGGGUGUCGCUUAUGAUUCUAAAGUUGCUGGUAUUCGAAUGUUAGAUCAACCCUAUAUGACUGAUCUAAUCGAAGCAAAUUCGAUGGGCCAUGAACCGAAUCUAAUUGAUAUUUACAGUGCAAGUUGGGGUCCAACUGAUGAUGGUAAAACUGUGGAUGGACCUCGAAAUGCUACUAUGAGAGCGAUCGUAAGAGGAGUUAAUGAGGGACGAAGAGGAUUAGGUAAUAUUUACGUUUGGGCCUCAGGUGAUGGUGGUCAAGAUGAUGAUUGUAAUUGUGAUGGUUAUGCUGCUUCUAUGUGGACAAUAUCAAUUAAUUCAGCAAUUAACAAUGGCGAGAAUGCUCAUUACGAUGAAUCAUGUUCAUCAACAUUAGCAUCUACCUUUAGUAAUGGAGCUAAAGAUCCUCACACUGGAGUGGCAACGACUGAUCUGUAUGGUAAAUGUACCAAAACUCAUUCAGGAACUUCAGCUGCUGCUCCUGAAGCCGCUGGUGUUUUUGCUUUGGCUCUUGAGGCCAAUACCAAUCUUACCUGGAGGGAUAUUCAACAUUUAACUGUAUUAACCUCCAAAAGGAACUCCCUGUAUGAUAGUAAGAAUCGUUUCCAUUGGAAUAUGAAUGGAGUUGGACUUGAAUUUAAUCAUCUCUUCGGAUAUGGUGUUCUGGAUGCCGGUGCCAUGGUUGCCUUGGCUUCAAUAUGGAAAACGGUUCCACCUCGUUACCAUUGUGAAGCAGGUUCCAUACAGAAAACAAUUCCUAUUCCAAGUAAUGAGAGCAUUUAUCUUCAUAUUGACACCAAUUCAUGUGCUGGCAAAGAAUCAGAAGUUAAUUACAUCGAACACAUUCAAGCUGUUAUUACACUAAAUUCAACCCGCCGUGGAGAUGUUACCCUAUUCCUCAUAUCUCCAAUGGGCACAAGAUCAAUGAUUUUGAGUCGACGUCCAAAAGAUGACGAUUCUCGUGAUGGUUUUACAAAAUGGCCCUUCAUGACGACCCACACUUGGAGUGAAAAUCCUCGAGGCCGAUGGACUUUGGAAAUUAAAUUCGACGGUGAAAAUCCACAGAAAGGUUUCUUUAAAGAGUGGACAUUAAUGGUACAUGGAGCUAAAGAACCACCUUACAAGGAUCUUCCAGUGUUAGAUAAAAAUUCAAAGCUCGCAAUCGUUAAAAAAGCUCACGAAUUGGCCUCAGCCCAUUAGAGAGGCAAAAAGAACCAAAAGAAAACCAUCAGAACAUACAAUCAUCACAAUUAUCAUUUUAUCAACAUCAUCAGAAUUACCGACAUGAUACCACAAAGAUAAACCAUUAAGCCCAUUAGAUCAACCUCACCCUCACCCUCACCCUCACCCUCUCUCUCUCUCUCCUUCUCUUUCUCUCUCAUUAAAAUCCACCACUCGGGAAAUGUUGGCGGUGGGAAGGAGGAAAAAAAGACAAAUCAAGAAAUAAUAUAAAAAUAUGAAGACUACCACCCACCAGAAAACCCACCCUGAUGAACAGAGGAAAAGAUUUAAUCUGAUUGAGAAUUAACUUAAUCUUUUCAACGAAAAUCCGUUUUUUUUCAAUGGACAGAGUAACUUACGAUUACGAUCAAAAGUAAACCCACAAAAUAAUCUUCUAACUCCCACUCUUUCCGAACAUCUCCCUCAUCUUUUUAUUUAUUUUCUUAUCCUCUUCAUCACUUCCACAUCUUCCUCUUCAUCAUUAUCAUCGUCAUCAUCAUCUCUCCAAUUAUUAAUAUUCGAUAAGAUGAGAUAAGAGAAGAAGAAAAGAAAAAAAAAUUCUGUAAAAGGAAAAGGAAACACAAAAGAGAAAAAAACAAUUGCAAUCAACUCCUGA
Panonychus citri (citrus red mite) is the source of this 3463-nucleotide messenger RNA. It is a transcript of the gene amon, whose product is annotated as neuroendocrine convertase 2-like. The coding region runs from base 934 to 2826 and encodes 630 amino acids. Gene Ontology annotation, cellular component: trans-Golgi network; Golgi membrane. The transcript has 10 exons. Gene Ontology annotation, biological process: protein processing. NCBI's taxonomy places the organism in Eukaryota, Metazoa, Arthropoda, Arachnida, Trombidiformes, Tetranychidae. Gene Ontology annotation, molecular function: serine-type endopeptidase activity. The record is from RefSeq and is a predicted model, not a curated record.